AUGUUCACUAAUAGCUUCAUCUUCUUGCUCGGCCUUUUCGCCCUCGCCCUCCAAAUAAUUCCUCGAGUCGCGUCUGCUCCACUCCAGGUACCUUUCGACCAAUUCUUGGCCACAGUCAAGGCAGCCAAUUUUCAUCAAUGGCGGCACAGCACCGUAGACAGUGAGGCGUCAUUCAACCAAAUGAAGGCGCACAUUCUCGACAUGUACAGCGGCGUCGGGAGCGUCAAGCACUCCUUCGUACACGACGGCCGCUACGCCGACUGCAUCGACAUUCACAGGCAGCCAUCCCUCGCAGGUCGUCCCCUAGCAACUGCACCAGUCGCUGCAUUGAACCAACCUCCCACCUCACAAGGAGGACCUGAGGGCCCAAAAGUACCCAUAGACUCCCCGCUGACGCAAAACCUGGUAGAUCCAUUCGGGAACUCUAUCUCCUGCCCGGACGGAACCAUCCCCUUCGCCCGCCUAACGCUCGAGCGAUUGACCGCCUUCCCCACCCUCGCCGGGUUCUUCGCAAAGUCCACAACCGGAGCUGGGCAAGCGCUGAGUGGUCGAGAAUUGGAGGGGGGACUCGAGAGCCGAGGCCCCUCAGCCCAACCCCACCUGUACGCCUACGGUUUCCAACAAAUCACCAACUUCGGUGGUCACUCAUGGUUGAACCUAUGGAGCCCCGUUGGCGAUUUCAGCCUCUCCCAGCAGUGGUACGUAGGCGGGUCCGGAGCUAGCCUUCAGACAGCCGAAGGGGGGUGGGUUGUCUACCCGCAGCAUUUCAGUACCCAGGCUGUGCUUUUCAUCUUCUGGACGCCCGACGAUUACACUACAGGCUGCUAUAACCUAGAAUGCAAAGCCUUUGUUCAGAUCAGCAAUAAAUGGAACCUGGGAGGAACGUUUGACCAGUACAGCGUCACGGGUGAUGGGCAGCGCGGCUUUGACUUGCAAUACAAAUUGUUCCAGGGCAAUUGGUGGUUGUUCCUCAGAGGCUCGAGCGCAAACUACGACGCAGUCGGCUACUAUCCCGGAUCGAUCUAUAACAAGGGACAGUUGACCAAGAACGCGGAGCUCGUUGAGUAUGGCGGCGAGGUUACGAGGUUCACUACCGCAGACGUCUGGCCGCAGAUGGGCAGCGGGAUGUUCCCGAGCAAAGGUUAUUCGCAGGCCGCUUUCCAGAACACGAUUUACUACAAUCCGCGCGAUGAAAGUGAUGGGGUUGGCGUUUGGUCGUUCUUGACGAAGGUCGUAGUGGGCAGCCAUAGCUGCUGGGACAUCAACAUCACGGAGUCGGCUCAGGGAGGCGGUUGGGGUACUUUCUUUUUCUUUGGUGGGCCAGGUGGUAAUACGUGCUAA
Molecule: messenger RNA, 1341 nt
Organism: Laccaria bicolor S238N-H82
Lineage: Eukaryota; Fungi; Basidiomycota; Agaricomycetes; Agaricales; Hydnangiaceae
Exons: 1
Coding region: 1-1341 (446 amino acids)
Source: RefSeq, a predicted model, not a curated record